Calidris pugnax (ruff) is the source of this 695-nucleotide messenger RNA. Its product is annotated as putative ribosome-binding factor A, mitochondrial. The transcript has 6 exons. The coding region runs from base 72 to 686 and encodes 204 amino acids. Gene Ontology annotation, biological process: rRNA processing. The record is from RefSeq and is a predicted model, not a curated record. Lineage: Eukaryota; Metazoa; Chordata; Aves; Charadriiformes; Scolopacidae.
GCCGCCGCCGCCGCCGUUACCGCCGCGGGGAGCUCCGAGCCUCCCGGGCCGUGCCGGGCGGCUGGGGCAGCAUGUGGGGCUCCCGGGCGGCGGCGGCGGUACCGCGGUGGUGCCGGGCCCUGCGCAGCUCCGCCGCCCUGAGCGGCUCCAGGAACCUGCUGAGGAAAAUGAUGCGUAAAAAAAAGAAGAAGUUUUGGUACGACAGCCCGACCCUGGGGUCUACAAUGAUGUACAAACCAACCAAGUUGGACUCUGUAAUGAAAGUCGAGCAGACAAAAACUAGGAAAGAAGACAGCAUACGCUGCAGGGUCUUGAACGGUCUUAUUCACAAAGCUGUGGCAGAGAUGUUGACCACCUGUGAAGUUAAUCAGGAACUUUAUGAUCUCAAGCUGGAAAUCUGCAAGGUGUCCCUGGCAUCAAACUUUUCAGCGUGUCGUGUGUACUGGAAUCCUGCUGCUACUAUGGAGAAAGAAAGUUAUGUUGAAAGUGUGCUGCGGAAGAGUGCUCCUCGUAUACGGUAUCUUCUGAUGAGUCAGCAGAUUAUAGGAAAUGUACCUCCAAUAGUAUUUGUAAAAGACAAAGAAGCUGCAGCUGUAAAAGAGAUUGAGGAAUUAUUGUCAAGUGCUGAUUUUGGACCUCCAGAAGAAGUAGAAACAUCUCAAAAUGAUUCUAGGUGGGUUUUGUGAUUAAGAAUU